Petromyzon marinus (sea lamprey) is the source of this 10443-nucleotide messenger RNA. The record is from RefSeq and is a predicted model, not a curated record. NCBI's taxonomy places the organism in Eukaryota, Metazoa, Chordata, Hyperoartia, Petromyzontiformes, Petromyzontidae.
GCAGUGACAGCAGCAGCAGUGGCAGCAGCAGCGACGGCGGCAGCAGCAGCAGCGGCGGCAGCAGCAGAGGCAACGGUCGAACCCAAGGCAGUGUUGCCCACUUUAAAAAGAAAGAGCAUCACCACCCCAGACAGGCAACUUAACGGAAUCUCUGGAGAUAAAUGAGCAUUGCGGCGCGGACAAAGCGAGAGUGAAAGAGGACGCGCGUCUCGUGCCGGGGAAGAUUUUUUUUUUAUUUUCUUCGUUUGUUUGAAAACGCGACUAUCAUUUUGCCAUCGAAUAACUUGACAGACGAAAGAGGGAGAAGGCGGGGAGAUUGGAGAAAUGCUUCUUCUUAAGACAGGCGCCCCGACGAACGGAGGAAGCACAUCAGCAUCAUCAUCAUCAUCAUCGCCGUCGUCGUCAUCAUAACAACACACCCCAACGGCACUCAGUGACGCGCCAGCCAUCCAGACUCACCGACACCCCAGCGAGGAGCAAGCAGCAGCAGCUGCCGUCACCCCCACACAGAGUCCGCGCGCUACCUCGGACAGACCAGGGGACUGGCGGUGGGUGGGUGGCUGGGUUGGGGCCCCCGUUGUUGGAAGGUGGUUUGCGGACACGUGGCAAAGUGAACUGACGUUCGCGCGCGCAAAAAGGAUUACAACGACAUCGCCAACUCUCUCUCUCUACUCACCCCGCGCCCGCGCCCCCGCCGAGUGCGUACGAAGGCUGUUCAGAGAGGCGUGAAGUGGGGAGAGGGGGGGGGGCAGUGCAGCGCCGUUUGGGAAUACUUAUCGGAGCACAAGUUGCAAAGAGGGGGCGGGGGGGGGGUGGUGAAAUCGUCACGGAGCAUCACGCGCGACUCCGGCCGCAUUUGUCUCCUUGAGAGACCGAUGCUCGGGCAACGCGGGGGCGACUGAUUGUAUUUCUGUGGGGAAGCUCGAUUGAGUCGACGAGUCGAGCGAGCCUGCCAAGGGGAGGAGGCGACAGAGGCACGCAACGCGGACAGGACGCGGCUUUUGCGAACGAUGCCUGAAUUUGCGCCCUCUACCGAGCGCGCGUGGAAUGAUCUUCACCACCACCAUCAUCAUCUUCAUCACCAUCAUCAAGAUCGGCCGCACGCUCCCCGACGCGCCAGCGAGCCGCUGGCGGCCAGCGAGCCCCAUCACAACCACCACCACCACCACCAGACUCACACGCAACAGCCGCAGAGAGCGAAGCAAUCGCGACCGGCGAACCUGCAGCAAGAGAAACGUCAGCGCUGGUUGCACCACCACCACCAGCACCACCAGCAGCAGCAGAGUCAGCCAGCAGAGAGGGGGGAGGAGGAGGAGGAGGGAGAGGCUGAGAGCAGAGGCGGCUCGCCUCGCGGUUGCUCCAGCGAGAUCGCGGAGUCAGAUGGCGGGCAGGAGACGACUUGGGACGACACGGGAGAUAGGGAGGGCCGAGUUGCUUUGGCUCAGAGCGACGGCAGAGACAGUCGCGCCGCGGCUGGAGAAAGGAUUUCUGUUGCAGCAGCAGCAGCAGCAGCGGCGGCGGCGGCAGCUUCGGCCAGUGCACGGGGAGCUGAGGGCGACAGCGACGAUCUGGGAAGCAGCAUCGAGCAGCAGCAGCAGCAGCAGCACCGGAGCAUUGAAUUUGUAUCCACAGCCUCUCCGUCUUCGCCGACUGCAGGCGACUCGGCGACAACUGUUGCAGCGACUGCAGCAGCAGCAGCGGCAGCGGCAGCAGCAGCGGCGGCUGCGGCUGCGGCGUCGGCGACUCUGCCACCGGUGUGUGAAGACAGAGGUUUUGCCAGCCAGGGCCCGGCAAGACCGCAGCAGCAGCAGCAGCAGCGGAGGACCGUUCGGAGGGCACACUCGGCGGGCGAGAGAGCGACCGAAAGCUUCUGCUCGGAGUCACCCAUGGAAGAAUUAGACUACAAUACGAUGGUCAUGCGGGUCGGCAUACCAGACCUGCAGCAAAUGAAGUGCCUCAGAUUCAACCCGAACGCGACCAUCUGGGUGGCCAAGCAGCGCAUUCUGUGCACGCUCACCCAGAGCCUGAAGGAUGUCCUGAACUACGGCCUCUUCCAGCCGGCCUACAACGGGCGGGAGGGAAAGUUUCUGGACGAGGAGCGGCUGCUGCGCGAAUACCCGCAGCCGGUGCACACGGGAAUCCCGUACCUCGAGUUCCGCUACAAGAGACGGCUGUACAGAAACUACAUCGAUGAAAGACAACUCUCGAAACUCCACACGAAGGUGAACCUUCGGAAGUUCAUGGGCUACGUACAACACCUGUCGAUAGAGAAAAUCAAGAAGAUGGUUGACCGAGGACUGGACCCAAAUUUUCACGACCCUGACAGUGGUGAGUCUCCGCUCACCCUCGCCGCACAGCUGUGCAACAGCUCGGACGCGAUCCGCACCCUGAAGACCGGCGGCGCUCACCUGGACUACCGAGCACGCGACGGGCUGACGGCCCUCCACAAGGCCGCCAGGGCCACCAACCCCGUCGCUCUCAUGGCGCUGAUGGACCUGGGAGCGUCGCCCGACUACAAGGACAACCACGGACUGACGGCGCUCUACCACACCGCGAUGGUGGGAGGCGACCCCUACUGCUGCGAGCUGCUCUUGCACGAGCACGCGUCCAUCGGCUGUACCGACGAGAACGGGUGGCACGAGAUUCACCAGGCUUGCCGCUACGGCCACGUGCAGCACCUGGAGCACCUGCUCUUCUACGGCGCAGACAUGUUGGCGCAGAACGCCUCCGGGAACACCGCGCUGCACGUGUGUGCUCUGUAUAACCAGGAAAGCUGUGCACGUGUCCUCCUUUAUCGGGGGAUGAACAAGGAAAUCAAAAACUACAGCAAUCAGACUCCGUUCCAGGUGGCGAUUAUUGCUGGCAAUUUUGAGCUGGCCGAAAUUAUAAAGAACCAUAAACCGACGGAUGUGGUGCCGUUCCAAGAGGUGCCCAGCUACUCGCGUCGCCGCUCCUACUUCUUCCCGGCGUCUGGCCCCCAGCCCCAGAGUGGCGGGAUCACUGCCACCAGGCCGAGUUACCAGCAGCAGCAGCUGGCGCUCGGCCGCGCCACAAGCGAGUGCAACCUGGCGGCGCGCUCGCCCCCGGACUGGCUGCUGCGCCACCAGCACUACUUUGGCCAGGGCGUGCCGUCAUCGCAGCCGACCGUCCACAUCUCCUGCCAGCCGACGACCAUCGGCACCGUCCUGCCGGCGCACCACCCGCACGUCACCUUCUCCACCAGCGGGUGCGGGCUGCAGCCUCACUACCUGCCGCACAUGCACAGCGCGCCGCCGGGGCCGUGCGCGGGCGACGGCACGCUGAGGAGCACCAGCAGCUCGUGCGGCUCGCGCAGCCGCUCGCCCUCGUCGCACCGCCCGCGCGAAGCGUCCGCCUCAGGAGCUGGCGCCGGGGUGGGCGGGACCGGCAGCACCGGUGGCAGCAGCGGCCGCUCCCCGACGCUGCAGCGCGGCGUCAGCCUGCGCUCCGCCACCGCUCUCGGCGCUUCUGGCUCCCGCUCGCCCAGCGGCUCCAGCCCCGUGGGCCGCACCGUCUCGGGCCCGGGCUCCGUGGCCGGCGGCGGCGGCGGCGGCGGCGGCGUGGCCUCUGGCUCCAGCCCGGUGGGGAAGUCCGGCGGCGGCGGCGGCGGCGGCGGCGGGCCCAUCAUGGCGGGGUCCGGGACGGCCCAGGGCAACGUCGCGCGGGGCUCGGCGGGCGGCGUGGGGGCCACGUUGGGAGGCACGCGCACCGCCUUCGUGACGGGCUCCGGGGCCAGCACCAGGGCCAGCUCCGGCUCGCUGGCGGGUGCGGGAGCCGGAGGAGGAGGAGGAGGAGGAGGAGGAGCGGGCGGUCAGUUUGGAGACGGCAGCGCCGAAAUGGAGGGGGACCUGCGGAGGCAACAUCGCAAAUUCAAACGCAGCGCCAGCGUCAUGUCCCGCAAGAGCGGCCUCGCCGCGUCGCUGGGAGGCGCGAUCAGCCCGGGCUCCCUGCUGCUGUUGCAGGGGGCUCCCAAGAGGAAGCUCUACAGCGCCGUGCCGGGUCGCGCCUUCAUCGCGGUCAAGUCGUACGCUCCCCUCGGAGACGGAGAGAUCCAGCUGAAUAAAGGCGAGAGGGUCAAAGUGCUGAGCAUCGGUGAGGGAGGCUUCUGGGAGGGGACGGUGAAGGGACGCACCGGCUGGUUCCCCGCCGACUGCGUGGAGGAGAUCCCCAUCCGGCACGAGUCUCUGCAAGACACGCGGGAAGAGAGGGGAAGGCGACUUUUCAGGCACUACACGGUUGGUUCCUACGAAAGCAUAGACCCCAGCGACUACGUGGUGGAGGAGAAGAGCGUGGUGCUGUGCAAGCGGGACAACGAAGGCUUCGGCUUCGUACUGCGCGGUGCUAAAGCGGACACACCCAUCGAAGAAUUCACCCCAACGCCAGCCUUCCCCGCGCUGCAGUACCUGGAGUCUGUGGAUGACAGCGGCGUGGCGGCCAAGGCCGGCCUCAAGACCGGAGACUUCCUCAUGGAGGUGAACGGCGAGAACAUCAUCAAGUGCGGCCACAAGCACGUGGUGGGGCUCAUCCGCCAGGGCGGGAACAGCCUGGUGAUGAAGGUGGUGUCGGUGAGCCGGCGCCCGGACCAGGAGGAUGGCCUGCGCAGAAAAGCUCCCCCACUGCCAAAGAAGUCCCAAAGUGCCACGGUGUCGUUCCGCUCCAAGUCGAUGACGGCCGAGCUGGAGGAAAUUGACCAAGUCUUGCAGCGAUGUUUUUCAUCACCCCUGGAGUGGACAGAGCGGCUGGGAGGAAGAAGAAACAGGGUGGAACAGGUGUUAGUUCACGAGGUCGCGGACUCUGAGCCGCCGAUCGUACCCGCCACGGCACGGGCGCGCCCGCCCAGCCGCCUCUUCCCGCAGGAGUGCCAGGUGCAGUACGGCUUUGACCUGAUGGGUCCUGGGCAGGGCCCGUCGCCACCUCUGGGCCCGCCAGAUCGGCCCUUCAUGCCGCUGCAGAGGCCCAGCGGGGCGUACGCCCACUCGCCCACGGGCAUGACGGCCGACGGACGCUUCUACGGCUCCGCGGUGGACCUCCCCUCCCAGUUCAACCCCUCGCCGCCCCUGCAGCCGCAGUACGGCGACGGCGGCAUGGUCACCCCCUCCUACUCGCCCGUCUUCUACUCCCCGCCGUCGCCCGCGGCGCCGGGCGAGUACCCGCCCAUGCAUUCCCCGCGGCGGCUCUACGAGGCGGCGCAGCUCUCGGCCCUGCGCCGGGAGCUGGAGAUCGAGCCGGGGCUGCUGCACAGCCCGUUCCACGGCGCCCUCCACGGCUCGCUGCCCUCCCUGCACGCGCUGCAGCCGCUGCCGCCCUUCCUGGCGCCCACCGCCUCUGAGCCGCCCUUCAUGUACGGGCCCUCCGCCCCAGCGCAGCCCAAGCCGGCGCGGCCGCCGCUCUUCGCGCAAGACGCCGAAGACCUGCCGGACAUUUUCCUGACGCAGCAGCAGCAGCAGCACGAACAGUCCGUGGGGUAUUUGGAGUCGUCGGCGUCCGCCUACUUUGCGGCGCCACCGGCGCCGGAGAGGCCGCGCAGGAGGAAAACGCCGCUGUUUGGCGGCCAGGAGUCGGCGGAGGCGCAGCAGCAGCAAAUGCAGUACGAGCAGCAGCGGCACUUCGAGGCCCAGCAGAAGCAGCAGCAGCAGCAGCAGCAGCAGAUGCAGCAGCAACAGCAGCAGCAGCAGCAGCAACAGAUGCAGUACGAGCAAAUGCGGCAAAUGGAGCUGAGGCACAAACGUCCCAAGACUCCGACGGAGCACGUCUACGCCAACGUGGGCGCCGGGGCGGCUGGCGCCGUCCUGGCCGUGCCGGGCAGCGGCACCGGCGCCACCGCCACGGCGAGCUCCCGCAAGAAGGCGCACCUCACCAAGCAGACCAAGAUCGAGGGCAGCCCCGACAGGGCUGGGAGUGGCUCGCCGAACCCGCUGCCGACGAUCAUCAUCAAGGAGCCCUCGACGAGCAGCAGUGGCCGAAGCAGCCAGGGCUCCAGCAUGGAGUGCGAGACCCCAGGCCCUGAGCCCAAGGAGAUGGAAAUCCCCGAGGUGACCUUCAGCGGCCUGCAAUCCGAGGCGGGGUCCGCCGCGCUGGGAGAGACCGCACCUCCCUCCGCGUCGUUCCAGGACCCCUUCUCAGCGGCGAUCGCGUUCGCCGUGCACGAGAGGCAGCGGCGCAUCGAGGAGCGCCACCGCUCCACGGGAGACCUCUCGCUGCUGUCGGGCGACCCCUCGCGCCAGCAGCGCCGCCCGCCCAAGCCCAUCCUCAAGCACUCCAAGUCGGUGGACGAAGAGCACCUGGCGAGCAACAUGCAGGCGCGCAUGGCGGCGCCGCCGCCUCCGCCGCCGCUCCCGCAGCACAUGCAGCAGCACAUGCAGCAGCACAUGCAGCAGCAGCAGCAGCAGAUGCAGCAGCACAUGCAGCAGCAGCAGCAGCCAAUGGGCUCGCUCACGUACCUCUUCGGAGCGGCGAACGUCAUCACUGGCCCGCCGGCCACCGGGCUUACGUUCGCACGGCCGGAGCAGAGGCAAGUGUCCAUCGUGGUGCCCGGGCAGACUCACCACCCCCAGCCUCAUCACCCACACCACCACCAACAUCAGCCGCUCCACCACCACCACCACCACCCCACCGCCUUCGAGAGCAGGACGAGGAAGGAGCUGCCGCCCCUUCCGCCGCCCCGGAGUGUGGUGUGGGAGCUGCCUCCGUUGCAGCAGCAACAGCCGCUGAUGCAGCAGGCUGUGAUGCAGCAGCCGCUGAUGCAGCACUCGAUGCAGCAGCCGCUGAUGCAGCACUCGAUGCAACAGUCCAUACAGCAGUCACUGAUGCAGCAGCAGCAGCAGCAGCAGCACGCGCCCAAAUUUAGGAAAGAACCUCCGCCACCGCCGCAGACGGUGGUGGAGCGGAAGAGCGUCAUCAUCAACAUCAUGGACACGUCGCAGCAGAAGUCGGCCGGGCUGCUCAUGGUGCACACCACGAGCGAAGACGGCGGUGGCGGCGUCGGCUCGGAGCUCGGCCACGACGUGGGAGUGGCCCCGGAGAGAGGCGUCGAUCGGCGGAGCAAGAGGGGUGCCUCGUCGCCGAUGGGCUCGAGUGAACUGCGGGCGGGCGGCAGCCCGCUGCAAAUGUGCGUGCCGUCCCCGCCCGCGUCGCCCGGCGUCCCCCAGGAAGGGGAGUUCUCUGCCUUUGCCACCGAGACCAUCCCACCUCCGCUGGAGUUCGCCAAUGGCUUCGCCACUUCCAUGCCUCAGCAGCAGCAGCAGCAGCAAGGUUCCCUGGACACGAGGAGGCAGCAGCAGCAGCAGCAGCAUCAACAUCUUCACCAACUUCAUCAGCAGGGGCACAGAGGCGUGGGGAGCGAGUCGCUGGACUCGGGCCUGGAGGAGAUCGAGUCGUCCCGGAGCGGGGCCAGCGAGCAGCCGGCCGAGACGACGAGCACCGUCUCCACCGUGUCGAGCAUCUCCACGCUGUCGUCCGAAACGGGAGAGCCGCCCGACACGCACACCUCCUUCGCCGAUGGCCAGCCGUGCCUGGUGCCCCAUCACUACGGGCAGCAGCAGCAGCAGCAGCUGCAGCAGCAGCUGCAGCAGCAGCAGCUGCUGCAGCAGCAGCAGCAGGACAAACCGCCCGUCCCUCCCAAACCCAAGCUCCGGCCGCCCGCGCUGCGGAGUUCCGUGGUGACGUUCAGCGAGCCGCUGCACAAGCAGGAGAUGGGCGCCGCCGCCGCCGCGACGACGAUGAUGAUGAUGAUGGCGCCGCCGCCGCCCGUGCCGCCGCCGCCGCCGCCGCCCGUGGCCCCGCGCCCGAAGUCGUCGGUGCAGAGGCUGUGGGAGGCGGAGACGUCGCUGGAGAGGGUCGAGGGUCACAAGGCCGCGCCGCUUGAUGCCAAGACGAGUGUGAUCAGCGAGCUGAGUUCACGGCUGCAGGAGAUGAGCCGGGAGAGGCGAAGAGCCGCAGCCGAGCCGGUGGUCAGGCCCAUCAGCAGCGCAGACAGGGCCCCAAGCAUCACCUUCAACCUCCGACCGCAGCCAGCCGCGCAGGUCGGGAGGGCAACGCCCAGCCCCUCCGGCGGCGACCAAUCGGAAAGCUUCGUGGGGGGACCCCAAGCGGCUGCCACCGCCGGCGGGGCCAUCGCCCCCCCACCCGCUCUCACGCUUCCCCCCAUGCCCGCCGUGCCGUCGCCCCUCAUGCUGGCGCUCUCUCAACCGCCCGGGCUGCCCCCGCCGCCGCCGCUGCCGCCCCCGCUGAAGCCGCGCGCGCCGACCCCGACGCGGGAGGUCAAGUUCUCGAUCUCGCCGCAGCACGCGUCGCCGCCGCUGCUGGGCCGGGCGGCGGCGGCGGCGGCGGCGGCGGCGCGCUCUCCCGGCCCGUCGCCGCCGCCGCCCCAGCUCCUGCAGCAGAUGCAGCAGCCGCUGUCGGCUCCGUCUCUGCUGCAACAGCUGCAGCAGCCCUCCUCCUCCGUGUCGUCGCCGUCGCCCUCCCUGCUGCAGCAAAUGCAGCCGCAGCAGCAACUGUCGCUGGGCAUCCAGCCGUUCUCGCGCAAGCCCAUCGAGCUGUGGAGCAAGUUCGACGUGGCGGACUGGCUGGACAGCCUCAGGUUGGGGGAGCACCGGGACAGCUUCCUGGAGAACGAGAUCGACGGCACGCACCUUCCGUCGCUGCAGAAGGACGACCUUCUGGAGCUGGGGGUCACGCGGGUCGGCCAUCGCAUGAACAUCGAGCGGGCGCUUCGGCAGCUCCUGGAGAGAUAGUGUCACGCCCCCAGAGAUGGUCCCCAAACACGCCCACGGUGAAAUAUGGUCAAACGCCGAAUUGUUGAUGAAUUUUAAGAAAGAAAGAAAGAAAAAUUCACAAACGGUACAACACUUAUUGAAAACUAGUAAUAUAUUUAACAUUAUCCAUUAAAUUAUUACUUCUUUGGAAUGACAGUACUACUGCAUUUCCUCGUGCAAUUAUUUUAGGAAAUUGACAUCUGAUUUUUUUUGUUUUAGAUACUCGAUUGGUGAAGUGGUUGAUUAAGUCGCUUGCCUUUGAUGCAGGUUUGGGAAUGGUAAAAAAAAAGUGUUCUUUGACUUUGCAAGAGGGAUUUGUUUCGUUUGUUUUCCUGCAAUCCACUUGUAAAGAAGUUUUAGGGGAUGAAGAUGGCAUUACGUCACUUUAAUCAACCAGUUCUUUGGUUACUUUUUUUUUAAACGCAGACCGGGGAGAAUUGUUGCUUCAGGAGACUGUGGACCCUGAGCAAAAUGGCUCUGGUCCAGAGCCACUUUGGUUCUUGGAAGCAAACAGAUUUGCGAGUCUGUAUUUGUUUACUUUUUUAACGAUUGCAGUUUACAGUUUAUGUGGAUCCGAAACAACAACAACAACAACAAAGAUACCCCCCACAUUUCUUUUUUAAAGCAAACUGGCAUAUUGGCAGGGAUAGGGUUGAAAUUGUUUUUUUUUAUUUUCAAGACAUACACCAUUUGGACAAGCGCCAAAGAUGUGGAAUUGCUGAUAAUAACAACAAAAAGUUGCAGGAAAAUAACUCGAUUUCUUAGAUUGUACCAGAGGGUACUGUGGUUUGGUGCUGCCAUUCCAUUCUUAAGACAGGAGGCAUUGCCAUUAAUGAGAAAAUAAAAUUUCGGGUAUGUCAUACCUAACAAAAUACAAAACCGAGCUUACGUUGCAGAAAUCCGACUUUUGACCUGAGCCACACGUAAAAAAAAAAACUGCUGCAACCACGGUGCCAAGUUAAAAUAUAAACAUAUAUAUAAAAAAACAAAUCAGCAGCAUGAACAUUUUUUGUAACUGCAAUCAGAUCAAAAAAAUAUUUUCUUACGUAUUCGUUUGGCCUCGUUCGUAUAUAUUUCCCCUCCCAAUAAUCGAGAGUUUUAUUCUGACACGGGAACAAUAAGAGAAAACAAACAAACAACACACACAAUAUGUAAACGAGCGUCCCGACGACGGGACACGAGCCGCAAUUCGCAUUCCGACGUCGAUUGCGAGCGGCGUUAAAGGAUUUGAGACGCGUGGCUCCUUUUCACACCGCGAGAAGCUAUCUCAAGAUUCUGAAGGAUGUGCGGUGUCGCUGUCCAAGGUAGCUCGUUCGAUGGCCACACACACACACAUAAAAGAGACGGGGAGAUAUUUUGAUGGUACAUAGUAACAUAGGUGCUUAUCUUGUGCUAUAUAUGCCUUCUAUAAUACCACAGUGCCCUCCAAUGUUUUUAAUCUAUGACUUCAAAAAUAUAAAAGAAACAGCUGACAGUCCAAAAGAAAAGGUUAUUUUUCUUAAACCUUUUUUGUGUCGCAAGUUUAGAAAGGGGGAAAAACAAAACCACGAUGUUUUCACGUUAAUGUCAAGUGUGUCACGUUGCUCAGUGCUUUUAAAAUUUUACCGACAGAAAAACAACGAAGGGAGAAUUUCGUCGGCGUAACGUUUUUUUCCCGACCCCCCCCCCCCCC